This is a messenger RNA of Cladocopium goreaui, 1323 nucleotides long. Lineage: Eukaryota; Dinophyceae; Suessiales; Symbiodiniaceae. The record is from the annotation of a GenBank genome assembly.
AUGACUUUGUACCCUCCCAGUGCAUCAUAUGUGAAGGCUGCAUUCGCAGUUCUAUCUUCGGUGACAGCUAUGAGCCCCUGCCAUUGCGGUUUCAUCAUGCAGCCAGUUCUGCAGAAGCAGACCACUGAGGUGGCGAGGAUCAAGCACCGACGUAUGAUUGAAGAUUUUCUCGUCAAGGGCAGCAUGUCCUAUGGACAGGAGACCACAGUGUUCUAUGCCAAGCCGGAUGCUGGUCCCAGGGAUGGCAGGCCCCUCUCCCAUGUGUGCGUCCUCACGACAAACAACACCUACUCCGAGACUCCUUGGUCUGAGAGUGAUGCAGUCAGUGCUGGCCGUGUGGGGCCUUUCCCAUUGAUCAAGGUUGCUGACAUGCUUGGGUAUGAUGAAGCCACGAGGCCUUCUGCGGGUGCACGAGUGGAGCAGAGAGGGGUGCCUUGCGCUCAGGCUUUGAUGGCAUCAAUGCUUUCAGGCAUGGAUGUCAAGGACAACGACAAGGUUGUUUGGCUCGACAUCAUUCCCAACAGGUGUGCUGAAUUUGCACGUGCAGCUUUGAAGACCUUGCUGGACCCUGCAGCAACUGGUCAAAAGAUACAGUAUGUGGGCUUGAUUCGGGAAGAGAAGUUGCCGGAUAUCCGCACAGCGUUGGAAUCCCAAGUCUACGACAGCUGGGACAACAACUUGGAGAUUGCACCGCCAAAGGAGAGGCCGCCUACAACCACAGCUGAACCCACAGCAGAGGCAUUGGGGUUGCGCUUGAUCCCACUCGUUCGUGGCAAGCCAGUGUUUCCAUUGUCGGUUUUGCAGGGCAGGUUCAGUGAGGGCAGCUUUGAGCAAGCAGAGAUCGUUGCAUUGCAGAAAGACUUUGAGGAUGAGUUUGGACAGGGCAGUGGUGCAGCCCCGGGCAGGGACAACCGCACGGCUGCACUGUGCGACUACACCAUUGAUGAAGGUCUUCGGCCACUGGAUUGCACCCGGGUGGCAAGUCUCGUCUCCAAGCCCAUUUCUGAGUUGACAGGAGAGAGGUUGGGUGCUGUUGCUGGAAGGGCCGGAGCUGGGAAGCCCAGCCUCGUAUUGACAAAGGACUACCACGUGUGGCUGCUCAACCCGACCAGCGAACCGAUGCAGGUGGUUGCUGGCGAGUUGUUUGGCUUUGGCACUGGGCAGUACAUCAACCAGGUCGUUCUUGGCAAUUCUGACGAAACCACUGGAUUGCCUUGGAGAUUGACUUCCGACCGAGAGAUUGUCUCCCUGGAGAAGACCCCGCUGGCUUUGUGUGAGGUGAUGCGGAAAUGUGCUGUGGAGCAAGGUCUUGCCGACCUAUAG